AUGCGAGUCUCCCCCCUGUCUCCUAUUUUGGACACACUUGAUGGGGCUGAUCACUCGAGCUUGGGAGAAAUAGUCAACGAGAUCAAAGCUGUCAAGGAUAACAAAUCAUUAUUAGUCGUAAAAGCAGAGAAAGGAAAGGGUAAACUGAAAAAGGAUCACUGGACUGCUGUUGUAGGUCACGAAGGUGGAGACAAAGAUGAUACGAGAGUACAAUUUUGGGACCCCCAACAGAAAGAACCUUUCUGGGUUGACUUUGAUGAUUUCGCAGAUAAGAGUGACAGUCUCUCUAAGAUUGGGAACGAGAGGGUCUCUGCAUGA
Messenger RNA from Kwoniella botswanensis, 318 nucleotides. RefSeq lists its product as uncharacterized. Lineage: Eukaryota; Fungi; Basidiomycota; Tremellomycetes; Tremellales; Cryptococcaceae. The transcript is spliced from 2 exons. The coding region runs from base 1 to 318 and encodes 105 amino acids. The record is from RefSeq and is a predicted model, not a curated record.